Molecule: messenger RNA, 5042 nt
Organism: Porites lobata
Lineage: Eukaryota; Metazoa; Cnidaria; Anthozoa; Scleractinia; Poritidae
Source: the annotation of a GenBank genome assembly
GUUUUGACUAAAAAAAGACAGAUCAAUUUCGUCUGUAAACAAUAGCUUUCCCGGAAAAAAGGUAGAAAACAGGAAAAGCAGAACAAAAAAUCAAAUGUAAUCAAUAUUCCGAUGAGUGAGGUUACAAGUGCCAAUCAUAAUAUAACAUUGCGUCACGCAUUCGUUUCUUUACGUGUCGGAUUCCGUGCGAUACGGUAGUUGCUCAACAGGGUAAUUGAGCAAGGCCAGGAAGUGCGAUUAAAACUUGAUUCGACGGCUAAAACGGUAAAAUUGAAGAAGGGAAUAUUUGCAACGUGGUCAGUUUUCACACUUUGCUUCGUUCAAGGUUCAGUUUGCGUGUCGUGAACCAGUUCCCGAGCACAAAGCUUCUCCUCUGUUGAUAGCAAGCAGCACAGUCGGAAAUGCAUACUAAACCGGGGAAGAAAGAACCGUCUCUACUUGUGAAGUUUGUAAGCGCUGGAUUAGCCGCAUCUGUGGCUGAGGCUGCUACUAUUCCGAUAGACACGGCGAAAGUUCGACUUCAGGUAAGCUGGUCUUUAACCGCAAGUGAAUGGUUGGAUGUUUAGCCAAGGUCACCCAACGUAUACAAUGAACUUUUUUUGCAUCUUACCUGUUCAUGACGUUUUAAGAGAACAGCCAACACUACUGCUGCUAGAUUUGUAACUUAAUCUAUCCUCGAAACGCUUUGCUUCUAUCUACACGGGAAUUACUUCCACUACAUUUACGUUUUAUUAAUAGAAAAUGGAAUGCCUAAAUUUAUGGCUCGCGAGAGGAUUCAGAUCCAAAACAGUUUUUAACCCUGUGGAAAUAAUUUAUAGCAGCUUAAUUCUAGAAUAAAGCAUUUCCACUAUAUCGUUAGAUAUAAGACGCAUGUAUCGUCAACGAGACAGCUCUAAAGUUGGUAUUGUAAAUAAGUCUUGCAAUUUUCUGACGGUAUAAAGAAAUAUUUACCUCGGACCAGUGAAUCGUGUGACGUGUAACGUAGUGAAAUGUUUGCAUGUUUCUUUUUUCUGGUUUCGUUUCAUCAUGUCCAAUGCAAAACAUGUUUGAAUACUGCGAUCAUUAACUCGCGAAUCGAUUUACGAGGGGACCUUGAUUGGUUGGUCGGUCAGUUCUUUAGUUGGUCGACUCUUGUAAACUUGAUUAAAAUCAGGACUGAAUAGUAGAAUUGUAAAGCAAUGAUUGCCCCUGAACUAAACAUUGUGUCACCAUGUACAGAGUUAGUUAGCAAAGUCUGUGACUUUCUUAGUCUUGGAAUGGAGUGGAUUGGAGACUUAAAUAAGAAAGGGUAAACUUGUGACCCUCAUAAGUGCCCCUUUUAUUCAGUCCUCAUUUCUUAUAUUGGUUCAACAAACAGUUUAUCUUAUAAAAUCAUACCUUACAAAGACUUUUGCUCAAGAACCAAUUGGGAAGACACAGCUACCCUGAAUUGAUUUGAGUAACCCCCACCCCACUCAACACCUUAUAAAGUGGCAUUAUUCAAAGAGAUAGGAUAAAAUCUUUAAUAAAUGAUUCACAAGUCAGUUCCUAGAGCUCUUUGAUUUGUUAACGGCCUUGUUUUGCAAACCUGCCCACUCAUUAGGGUUUGAAACUGGAUCAUGAGAAAGGCAUAGGCAGCAAUUAAGCAGUCUAGGAAAAGACCUAGUGUUAAAUUUUAUUCUCCAGUGUGAAAGAAAAACAUAACCAAUGGUUUUGAGUGAUCAAAAUUUCAAAUUUUGGCUCAACUUCUAGUUUUAGUACACUUCCUUCCUACCUGCCCCUAGUGGGGAUACACUAUUGUAACAGUAAUAUUUGAAUAACAGCUCCCCCAAAAGUCUGUUGGCCAUCUGUCAGUAGACUGUCAACUGACAGUUGACUGACAGGUGACCAACAGCUCUCUGACAGUCAACUGACAGAUUUAAACCAACCCUAGAUUACGAACUUAUGCAUCAGUCAAUUCCAGCUUCGCCCCCAGGCAGCGCAAAAUUUGCAAGUGCACCACCCCUGGGACUGAUAAGGCGGGCAAAUGCCCCGCAGUAGCCGGGGGGGGUGGGUGGGCUGGGCGCAGCUGGAACUGACUGGAACUGACUGAUGCAUUAAGCGGUGAAACUGUGCAACAAUUUCGAUGACCGUUUGUCGGCCAUCUGUUGGUCUUCUGUUGGACGACUGUAGGUUGUUUGUCAACCGACUGUUGGUUGACAGUCGGCCAACAGAGGGCCGACAGAUAUUUUUGGCAGCUGUUCUUUAAUUUUACCCUUUGAUUGUAACAGUUUUUAUACACUAGUUCAGUCAUUUUUAGGUAGAGCAGGCGACUAUUAGUGGAUUUCCACUGAUUGAAACUCUUUUUUCUGUGAUACUCAUCCUUUUAUUAUGAAAAUACUUUUGUUUUUUUAUAGAUUCAAGGUGAAAAUGCUGUUAUGGCAAAUGUAUCAAGUGGUGUUUCAACUGGCAAUCCCAGUGUAAAAUACCGUGGAAUGAUAGGUUCUAUGGUAACAGUGGCAAAAACAGAUGGUGUUCGCUCCCUGUACAGAGGACUUGUACCAGGAAUUCAUCGACAACUCUGCUUUGCUAGCAUCAGGAUAGGACUUUAUGACAAAGUUAAAAAAUUUUAUGGAGAUGAGGACAUAAACAACCCAAAAGUUAUAAAGAAAAUUCUGGCUAGUUUUACAACAGGUGUCUUUGCAGUAUCACUGGCUCAACCAACCGAAGUAGCUAAAGUGAGAUUUCAAGCUAGUGCCUCCAGAUUUGGAUCAAGUAAGGCCUUAGAUGCUUACAAGUCAAUUUACAAAAAUGAAGGGAUACGUGGAAUGUGGAAAGGUGCCUUCGCAAAUAUGGCACGGCUCUCCACUGUGAAUGCCUCAGAGCUUGUUGUGUAUGACAUGGUGAAAGGGUUCUUUCUAAGAAAAAAUCUCAUGGCUGAUGAGAUGCCGCUGCAUUUUGUAUCUGCCUUUGGGGCUGGCUUUGCUACCACUGUGAUAGCUUCCCCUGUUGAUGUGGUGAAGACUCGCUACAUGAACUCGCCACCAAAUACAUAUAAGAGUGCCAUCCACUGUGCUUAUAUGCUGUUGAAACACAAUGGUCCUCUGGCUUAUUACAAAGGGUAAAUCACCAUUUUUACUGUAUUCAUUCGCUCAUUUAAUCAUGAAUCCAUUUAUUAAAAUGUCAACAAGAAACAAGCAGGAGAAGGUAACAGCCACCUAUCCAUAACAGCCAUUUUAUUUUUUUUCCAGUGGUUUGUCCAUACAAUUUCACUCUCAUUUUCCUUUUUUUUUUCCUUUUCUUUCCCUUUGUUUGUUUUUAUUUAUUGAGCAGUGGGGAGACUUGGGGGAUCUUGACCUCCUGCCUCCUGCAACUUGCAUUCCCAGCUCCUACUCCUUUUUUCCUGGUUAAUUCCUCCCUUUAGCCCUUGAUCAAUUCCAAAAUGUGAAGCUUUUUAGCAUAAUUUCCCCCUGUUUCUGCUGCUUCUCACCCUUUUGCAAUUCCCAUCUCCCGUGUUUCAUGUCCAUCCUCCCGUACCCCAUAUAUAGCUGUCAAAAUCCCUGUUGCCCGGCCCUUAAUCUUAAUGACAGCUAUGUAGGAAACCCUCAGAGACAAGGAUCAGAACACCAACUAAUUAGUGCGAAUUAUAAUCUGUAUAUAAAUAUUACUUUGAAAUAUAAUGUCUUGCUCCAAGAGCCAUUAUUAUGCAAAACCAGUGCUUGCUGCAGGUUUCCCCUAUAGUAAUAAUAUUCAAUGUCUUAAAACAGUAAUGUGCCCGUCAUCCUCAUCUUGAAAGUUAUUGGUAUUACUACUGAAAAUAUUAUUAUACUGAGUACAUUAUUAUAUACCUUUUUAAUAGUUUUCAGUUGAAAAGAUACAGUGUUGCAUUACUGUAACUAACACUGUAGUGUAAUUCUAUACUGACUAAUAGCACUGUUCUCUGUUUUCAUAUUCAGGUUCACCCCAAAUUUCAUGAGGCUGGGAGCUUGGAAUAUUGUUAUGUUCAUGUGCUUUGAACAAUUUAAAAGAUUUUUGGGCUCAUUUUCUUCAGAAGAUUGAGGUUUUAUAAUCAUUCUUUUUAGAAUAUUCAUGGGAAUUUUCAAUCGGAUUCUAUUUAAUAAUUAUUAUUAUCUGUGCAUGUCAAUAUAGGUAUUACUAGGUAAUUCUUUUAAGUUUAGAAGGUACACUGUGGAGUGUUACCUGAUAUACUUAAAAAUUAAAAUGGAAGAGGGAUCAUUCAUCUUGAAAGGUUCAAACUAUGUCUGGCUAUACUAGUCAAUUUAAGAUGGAUUUAACUAUCCAUAACAGUGUAUCUCAUUAUCGAUUUUGUUAAGAAGUUCUUUCAAUUGAUCUUUAGAAAUCAGUGAUUGAAGAUUUAGUGUAGGAUUAGGGCUGUUAACAGACUAAGAUACCUUUAAUUUAGUAGAGCUAGCUGUGAGUUAUAAUCACUCAAACAAUCAUUAAGUAAUGUAAAUAACAAAACAUACAUGCCCAUGGGUGCAUAGUAAUUACACAAGUUCUCAUUUUAGUGAAAACCUUUGGGACUCCAUAAGUAGACUUACAACAUUUCAGACCUGGCAGCUCUAGAUGUUAAUCUGGGGUGUUAACCCUGCAAAAUGUCUAAACAAACUGCUAUUUUUACCUUUCUUAAUUUCAUCCGUAUCUUUCAUAAAAACAGAAAACACAGUAGUAUAGUAAUCAGCUAUCGAUCGGUUUGGACAACAUCAGUCUUAACCUGAAUCUGUAUUAAUAUUAAAUUAUUAUUAACAUUUUUAUUAUAGAUCGUAAAAUCCUAGGUAAAUUCCCAGUUUCCAUUACUCCCCAUUUCAGGUUGCUAUUAUUAUGAAUAAGGGAAAGUUCAUUUAAUAUGACAAGGGGGAGGAUGAAGAUAUUGAAACUCGAAGCUUGAAAUUUUAGCAGCCCCCCUCGCUAGCGGUUCAAUUUUUUAGGAGCCCCCCCCUUGGUAGUCGAAAAAAUUUCAGAGGCCCCCCCCCUCCUCCUUCAAUUCCUUUGCUCCCCUGAAAAAAGAUCGCCAGACUGUCUUAAAUAUAUUUACCGUUACUGUCUUCAAUGGUUUAUACUAU